Molecule: messenger RNA, 1050 nt
Organism: Dioszegia hungarica
Lineage: Eukaryota; Fungi; Basidiomycota; Tremellomycetes; Tremellales; Bulleribasidiaceae
Product: replication fork protection component Swi3-domain-containing protein
Exons: 3
Coding region: 1-1050 (349 amino acids)
Biological process (GO): replication fork processing; replication fork arrest; DNA damage response
Cellular component (GO): replication fork protection complex; nucleus
Molecular function (GO): DNA binding
Source: RefSeq, a predicted model, not a curated record
AUGGCAGACCUAGACAACCUGUUCAACUCGCCCCCGCGGCCACCGCCCCGCCGCUCUAUCCCACCAGAUUCACCUCCAACACCCGUAGCUGGCCCUUCCCGCUCCUCCCCCUCCGCCAACCCCCUCUUCCUCUCCCCCGGUUCCGCUACCGACACGCCUCGCCGCCCCACCGCCGCCCAGCGCGCAAGUUUUCCCGUUGUUGACCUCAACGACGCGCCCGCGGACGUUGACGCGGAUGACCCAAUCAACUUCGACUGGGACUUUGACUAUACGCGCGCUGCCGCUCGUCCUGCCGCGACCUCACGAGGGCUGGGAACGACGCAACGGGAUCGCGACGUGGACAUCGCACGUCCAAAUGGAGACUUUGAAGAUGCGCUGGAUCCGUUCGCGGCUGUCCGGAAUGGGGACGAGGAUGGGGAAGGGGCGCCAAAGAAGCGGAGGGUCAUGGCGAAGGUGGACGCGGACAGGUUGACGGGAGAUGAUGGGAUCUUGAAGUUGAUGAAGGCGGCCAAGAAGUUCAAGGUCAAAGGGAAGGGCAGAGAGGCGGAAGAUCUGAAGGAUCUGCUCAACGUGUAUCAGAUGUGGGCGCACGGCAUGUUCCCCAAGGGAGACUUUAUGGGCACGAUGCAGCGCGUCGAGGUGGUCUGUAGGACGCGUCGAAUGGAGUCCGCGAUGAAAGGGUACCGGGAUGCAUUCUAUCCUCGUCCUCGUACACCGACCCCUCCACCCCGCCAGUCCCUCUCACCUCCCGCAGACGACCCACCACGAGCACGGACCAAGUCGCCUACACACUCGCGCGAGCCUUCUCCCGACGCCACAGCCAUGUUUGGCACGAAGGAGCCACUCUUCUCCGACGGUGGCGACGCAGACAUGGACGAGGAGGACGGGCCGGACCUGGACGAGCUGAGGGCGAUGGAGGAGAUGGAGGCGGCUAUGGCGAGCGGGGAUGGGGAUGCGCAAGCAGGCCCGGCGGAAUCUAGUAGAGGGGGAGGCGCCAAGGCUGCAGCUCCACCCGAAGAAGAGGACGAGUGGGAGGGACUGUACGAUUGA